Molecule: messenger RNA, 549 nt
Organism: Austrofundulus limnaeus
Lineage: Eukaryota; Metazoa; Chordata; Actinopteri; Cyprinodontiformes; Rivulidae
Exons: 3
Coding region: 1-549 (182 amino acids)
Source: RefSeq, a predicted model, not a curated record
AUGCAGAGUCCAGUUUCUGAGACCAGAGACAUCCAGAGUCCAGUUUCUGAGACCAGAGACAUCCAGAGUCCAGUUUCUGAGACCAGAGACAUCCAGAAGUCCAGAGACAUCCAGAGUCCAGUUUCUGAGACCAGAGACAUCCAGAGUCCAGUUUCUGAGACCAGAGACAUCCAGAGUCCAGUUUCUGAGACCAGAGACAUCCAGAGACAACUAGAGACAACCAGAGUCCAUUACAACCAGAGUCCAAUUUCCGAGACCACUUACAACCAUAGUCCAGUUUCCAAGACCAGAGGCAACCAGAGACCAGUUUCCGAGACCAGAGGCAACCAGAGACCAGCCUCUGAGACCAGAGACAACCAGAGUCCAGUCUCUGAGACCAGUUACAACCAGAGUCCAGUCUCCGAGACCAGUUACAACCAGAGUCCAGUUUCCGAGACCAAAGACAACCAGAGUCCAGUUUCCAAGACCAGAGACAACCAGAGUCCAGUUUCCAAGUCCAGAGACAACCAGAGUCCAAUUGAGACCAGUUACAACCAGUCCAAUUUCUGA